AUGCCAGCAGACGCAUACCAACAGCCCUAUAAUCAACAACAGAUGCCACCAAACCCGUAUCAACAGAAGUUCGUGAGCGACGAUACACCCUGCGCCAAAGAAGAGAAGCCACCAAACAUGUACCAACACGAAUUCGCGAGCGACGAUAGGCCUCGGUUCAAACGUGGGACACCACCAAACAUGUACCAACACGAGUUGGUGAGCGACGAUACACCCUGCGCCAAAGAAGAGAAGCCACCAAACAUAUACCAACACGAGUUCGCGAGCGACGAUAGGCCUCGGUUCAAACGUGAGACACCACCAGACAUGUACCAACACGAGUUGGUGAGCGACGAUACACCCUGCGCCAAAGAAGAGAAGCCACCAAACAAACUACUAGAAUUACGUUUGAAGACAUCAGCUGUACUUAAAACUGUACCAGAUAAGGAUACACAUGUUACAUCGGAAGAAGAAGCUUAUUAUGAAGAAUGCAAACAAUAUUAUCGUGUUACCCGAAUGCCACUAGUUUCCAUUUCUGAUGGAAUUUUGAGCAAUAAUCUUCAACUAACAUCAGCAGCAUUAAAGUUUGCGAUCGAUGAAGAUUAUAAUGAGUUUAACAUACAAGAAUUUUUGAAUAAAGUUUGCAAUAUAUUAAAUAUCAAUAUAAGUGAUAUCGAUAUUAGAAAAAUUCAGGAAGGUUGUAUUGUAUUGGAACUGGAAUUUUGGAAAAAUAUUGGUGCUGCAAUUAAAAGAAUUAAAAUCCAAGCUCUAUACCAUUCACUUACGGACAAAUUGCUAGAAGAAAUGGGUAAACUGAAAGUUUUUUUUAUGUUUAUGGGUGAUAUUGUAUCAUUCGCAAACACACAAAGAUUUCGUAAGCAAAUUAAAUUACAUCUUCAAUGGAAUCGUAUAUAUGGUAUAGGUCAUACAUAUUGGAACGGUGCUCUUCAGGAUGGGCAAGAUCGUGGUCCUCAUCCAUAUUAUUGUCCUGCUGGAUGGAAAAGAUAUGCUUUGCAUGUUAGUGAAAACUAUGAUGAAAAAUUUAAAGGAUGGUGUUUUUGCUAUCAUGGUACAAAAUUUGCAUAUGGCUUAUCUAUUCUAUUAAGCGGAUUAAAACCAGCAACAGCUACAGCACAUGGCCAAGGAAUAUAUGCUAGUCUAUCAAUUGUCUAUGUAUGUCAUCCACGAUAUUCUGAAGUUAAAAAAAUUGAAUCAUCCGAACAAAAUAACUUCUUUAGACGUGGUAAAUACGUACAAUUUGUAUUACAAUGUAGAGUACAUCCAUCAAAUAUAAAAAGAAUAAGACAGGAAACAUUGGGUGCUGGUAACACCAUUAUUGAUCCCAAUGUAAAAAAUAAUAUUAUCGAAUGGGUUGUUGAUACAAAAGGCAAAGAUAUAGCAGAUUUUAAUGAUCCAGAUGCUACUAUUGUUUGUACAGGUUUGAUGUUACGAGUAACUGAUAAUCAUCCUGGUUUAUUACCGGACUCGCAAUGGUGGCAUACAUCACAUUUAUGUAAUAAUAAAAAUUGCUGUGCCUUAGGUAUUGACCAUACUGUUUUAAAAAAUCAAAAAAUCAAUGGAGAUAGAUGUAAUAUUGUUCACGAAUAA
This is a messenger RNA of Didymodactylos carnosus, 1587 nucleotides long. NCBI's taxonomy places the organism in Eukaryota, Metazoa, Rotifera, Eurotatoria, Philodinida, Philodinidae. The record is from the annotation of a GenBank genome assembly.